This is a messenger RNA of Talaromyces stipitatus ATCC 10500, 1011 nucleotides long. RefSeq lists its product as uncharacterized. The coding region runs from base 1 to 1011 and encodes 336 amino acids. NCBI's taxonomy places the organism in Eukaryota, Fungi, Ascomycota, Eurotiomycetes, Eurotiales, Trichocomaceae. The transcript is spliced from 5 exons. The record is from RefSeq and is a predicted model, not a curated record.
AUGGCUCGCAGACUGUCAUUCUGGGCUGAGUCCUAUAAGCUACUUCCAGACACCCAGUUUGGAGGCCGACCAGGACGGAACACAGAACGAGCGCUCUUAACCCUGGCAAACGCGAUUGAUCGCGCAUGGCUACGGUUAAAGGUGAUCACGCUAGUGGCAUUUGAUCUCAAAGGGGCAUUCAAUGGAGUGAACAAUUUAAGCCUUGAUGCCUGCUUGCAGGCCAAAGGCAUUCCAACCAGCUUCAUAGAGAGCCGGUACACUAGCAUCUCCUUUGAUGAUUUUCAGACGGAGAUCUCGCCGCUCAAGGAUGCUGGUCUGGCACAGGAAUCCCUACUGUCCCUAAUCUUAUUUGGAUUCUUUAAUUUAGACCUGUGUUGGUUGCUUCGUGCAAUCGAGAUGCCUGGCACUGGUAUGCAGCAAGGAGAGGUCACGUAUGGUUUACACGUGACCUCGUCAAGCAAGGACUAUAUAGACCGCGUCAGGGCCUCAUUAAGACAGAUAGACACAACAGAACACAGAACCCAAGAAUCACCUAUUGAGAUUGACUCAAGUGCUUCUGCACCCACAAAGGCAUGGGCCCGACGGAUGGGAUCUUCAUUUAAUGUGAAGAAAACAGUACUAAUCCACCUGACAAGGUCCAAAAGGCAGUAUGGUGUCAGACAGAUCACAAUAAAUAGGAUGUUAAUCAAGCCAAGCGAUAUAGUAAAGCUUCUAGGCGUGAUCUUUGAUAAGGAGAUGCGGUGGAAGGAACAUGUACAGGAAGCAGUCAAGCAAGCAACCCAGUCGGUAUAUGCAGCAGAGCUUAUAGCAAUAUACUAUGCUAUCAGCCUUAUCCUUAAGAUUGCAAUAGAAAACCAGGUCGCCCGAGCAGGCCAACACGAACUAGCAACUAUCCUUAGUGAUAGCAUGUCAGCACUCCAAGCCACAUUUACAUUGCGAUCACGAGCUGCUUCAUUUAAUCACCGUUACACAGGUUGGCGGCAAUUCCCAACAUAUCAAACUGGCCGCUGA